Molecule: messenger RNA, 4500 nt
Organism: Phyllostomus discolor (pale spear-nosed bat)
Lineage: Eukaryota; Metazoa; Chordata; Mammalia; Chiroptera; Phyllostomidae
Gene: ZNF385D
Product: zinc finger protein 385D
Exons: 9
Coding region: 237-1727 (496 amino acids)
Cellular component (GO): nucleus
Molecular function (GO): nucleic acid binding; zinc ion binding
Source: RefSeq, a predicted model, not a curated record
CGUUGCACCUGAGGCUGGCGCGGGGCUCUGGACGCGUGCGGAGCGCCAUGGGCGCGGAGGAGGCAGAGGCGCACUGACUGCCAACUCCAGCCCGCCAAGAGACAGUGUGAGCAACGCCUCAGGGACCAUUCUGGGCGGCCACAGCUCACGACUUGCUGUGACCACCGCCGCGGAAGCUGCGAGUGGGCAACUGUGUGCCCCCAGGGACAGCCAGUCCGGGCUGCAGCUCCUCCUGGAUGCCAGGGCCAGGGCGCCAGGCGGCAGCCAGCAGGAGGAUGAAGGGCUCGGUGGGAGGAAAGAAAGAAAAGCUACUGGGGGCGCCGAAAGCUCAGCCCAGCCAAGAUUUCACUUGCGCACAAGAUGGGGAGAGUGAGGCUGAAUUUUUACCUGAUGACUUUGAAGAAAAACCAGAAAGAGAAAAGAAACACGCGAACUUCACCUUGUGCAGCGUGUGCAACAUCCAGCUGAACUCGACCGCUCAAGCUCAGAUCCACUACAACGGCAAAUCGCAUCAAAAAAGAUUAAAGCAGCUCAGCAAUGGGAUGUUGAAAAAUGACAACGGUGGUACAUGCCAGAGCCCUGCUCUCCCAGCCCUGGUCCGUCCACCAGCGCCCCCUCUGCAACCAUCGCUGGAUAUUAAACCAUUUCUUCCUUUUCCUCUGGACACUGCAGCCGCAGUCAACCUCUUCCCCAAUUUUAAUGCGAUGGACCCGAUUCAGAAAGCUGUAAUAAAUCAUACAUUCGGGGUUCCUCUUCCUCAUCGGAGAAAGCAAAUCAUAUCAUGCAACAUUUGCCAGUUGAGAUUUAAUUCCGAUAGCCAGGCUGCGGCCCACUACAAAGGCACGAAACAUGCCAAGAAGCUCAAAGCACUGGAAGCUGUGAAAAAUAAGCAGAAAUCUGUCACUGCCAAGGACAGCGCAAAGACUACCUUCACCUCCAUCACUACCAAUACCAUCAAUACCAGCUCUGACAAAACAGACAGUACCGCAGGGACACCAGCAAUAUCAACAACAACAACUGUGGAAAUUCGCAAAAGCAGUGUUAUGACAACUGAGAUCACCUGUAACGUGGAGAAGAGCCCCACGACGGCCACUGGCAAUAGCUCGUGUCCUUCCACGGAGACGGAGGAAGAAAAGGCAAAAAGGCUUCUCUACUGUUCCCUAUGCAAGGUCGCUGUCAACUCCGCCUCACAGCUGGAGGCGCACAACAGUGGUACAAAGCACAAAACUAUGCUAGAAGCCCGGAAUGGAAGUGGGACUAUCAAGGCCUUUCCGAGGGCAGGUGUGAAAGGCAAAGGACCAGUUAAUAAGGGAAACACAGGCCUGCAAAACAAAACAUUUCACUGUGAAAUCUGUGAUGUGCACGUCAACUCCGAAACACAACUUAAACAGCACAUUAGCAGUAGAAGGCACAAAGACAGAGCUGCUGGGAAGCCCCCCAAACCCAAGUACAGUCCUUACAACAAACUCCAGAAGGCAGCACAUCCGCUGGGGGUAAAAUUAGUCUUUUCAAAAGAACCUUCAAAGCCAUUGGCUCCACGAAUUCUACCAAACCCGCUGGCCGCUGCGGCAGCCGCUGCAGCCGUGGCCGUGAACUCCCCCUUCAGUCUCCGAACUGCGCCUGCGGCCACUCUGUUCCAGACGUCCGCCCUCCCGCCCGCGCUCCUGCGGCCAGCCCCAGGACCCAUGCGGACCGCCCACACUCCUGUGCUGUUUGCUCCUUACUGAAUUCCACGUGGAGUCGUUGUACUGCAAUAAUUUUUCAAAAAACAAAAAACAAAACAAACAAAAGAGAACUAUGCAGUGUUUAUUUAUAGUUUAAAGUAUAUCUGAAGAGCCAGGACUUUUGAUAGUGAAUUGAAAAAAAUUAUUAAAAAAAAAGGGAGGGAGGUCGGGGGAGGGUGGGGAGGGAUGGCAUUUUCUCCAAAUUAAAGCAUUCCUCUGGAACAUUGGUUGUUUUAGAAGUGAUCUCCAGCAUUGACUUGUAGUGGUAUCUAGAACUUCUGAAGCCUUUGUGACUGUGCUUUUGGGGCACCUGUUUCCCUCUGCAUUGUCUUUCCUGCUUUAUGAAACAAUUAUAUAUUGUCUAAGGGCAUUAACUGGUUCUAAUGUGUAUAUAAUAAUUCACCCUGUAGGUUAAAAUAAUACAAAAAAAAAGAGAAAAAAACAAAACAAAAAACAAAGCAACACUGUGAAUAGUAGUAUCCGUGCUGGUCCUCUCGCUGUGACAGCAGUUAGUGGGCGUUUAUCCCAACAGAAGUAGAUGCAGUAGAUGUCUUGUCAAACAAUAGUGCUGUGUCUCAAUCUAUGCCACUAGGUUUUAAAGAAUUGCAAAAGGUAGAACGAACAACUAUUUCAUGCCAGUAAGCAGUCGAAAAAUGAGCAAACACGUAAUGGUUUUGCAGAGGUCUCCCUGGUCCAUGUUCUCCCCGACCUAUGCAGCUCGGAGGUGACUUCAAGUUCAGAGCAAUAGAACAGGACCAAACAGAGAGGUUGGGGAGAUAUUAAUAAAGAUGAUUUCUUACAAAGUACCAUCUUAUCACCCUAAAACAGUAUUGUCAGAAAUAGGGAAGUGUUUGUAGUGAACCUAUAUCUGAAAACAGGUAAAACCAUGCAUCCUGGGUGUUUAAAAAGAAAUUAGUACAACUCUUCAGUUUCAUGGAUAAGGGACAAUCAUAAGCUAGGAUGAUAACGCAAAGAAAAGAUUUUUCAUGUUAGUUAAUAUCCAGUAAAAACAGAAUAUUGAACUUCUGCAAUAUCCCUUUAUAUCAUACCAGUAGGGUUGUCUCUUAGGCAAAGGUUUCUGCUUUAAUGAUGAUAGGCAUUAGCUAGUGUUGUGGGUUUUCUUUUCUUUUUUUUUUUUUUUGCUUUCCUACUGACAUGAUAUAAACAAUUAAUAUAUAUUUAAAUGUUAACUCAGAAAAAUAAUUCUGGGUUCAUUGCAGACCAAGGAUAUAUUGUUAAGAAAAAAUACUGGUAAGAUGCACUUGACCGUCAUUGCUCUAGUGGAGUUGUAAAAUACCGACAGCCUUUGAUGUCCACCAUAAGGUGGAAAGGAGUUGAUGUUUUACCUUUACAACAAGAUUUAUCAGGGGUAUAUAUAAAUAUAUGUAUAUUGUAUAUAUGUUAGAAAGAUUAAGAGAAUAACUUAUAAAAAGAAAAUCUAUAUAAAAUAAUUAUAUAACCAUCCCAUGUUACAUGUUAUCAUUAAGUUGGUAACAAAUGGCAUAAAAAUAGCUGUGCCUUUAAUUUGUGAUAAAGGCUAUUUGCUUUUUCCCCUAGAAAGCAAACCUGUACCUGUCACUAUGAUGGGGUUUGAUGCAGCCAAUCUGUCGCGUUAAUAAGAACAAUGGCAGUCAAACUUAGAGAAACGAUAAGAACAUGUACAAAUCAACCCUACAUGAUUUAGGUUUAAAGAAAAAAAAUAUUUUUGAAAAGGUUUUGUAAAGACUAUUUAAAAACGUAGGGAAGGGCUGGGUAUGGCCUUCCUGAAACUGCUCUUAUCUAAACUGUAGUAACUUUUGAGAGAUAUAAAGAGGCAAGAUGAAACCAUUGGAGAGAGAGGUAUUUAGCAUACGUCAUUUUAUAUUUAAGAAACACCCAUAGCGUGCUUGGUGCUCAACAUGAAACAUGGUCUUUGGAGUUCUCGUCUACCAUCUAGCUAUAGACCUUUGUCAUAUAAACAUAUCUUUAAAGCAGUUGGCUUUGUAUAUCUUUUGUUAGACGAACAACCAAAAAAUAAAGAAGAGGAAGACGGGAGGAGGGCAGGCAGGCAGGAAGAAAAAGAAAAAACUAUUAAUAUUUUAUCAGUCUUCGCUAGAAAGAAUUUUAUACUGUAGACAGCGUGCUUACACAGGUGGGUUAGCAUGAACAUUUGUGUUUGAGAGUAUCUGGUGACUUUGCAUUGACCAAUGUCUCUCCUCUUUGGUCUUAGCAAGUGUGUCCUGUGUUUCCACCACAGACUCUGCUAGUACAUCAGGUAGAGAGUUCCCCAAGAGAUUGUUGUCUGGGGUUCUGUCUAUAUCUCGUGCGACCAUCUUCGGACCAUUUUGAACUUGAGUUUCCUCCUUCUGCUUUGUCAACUUUUAUCUUUCACUAUACGUCAGCCUAAAUUCUUAUCCAGCCACCUACACCUGAUAAAACCUCUCUUUCUGUUGGGGAACUUAGUGUUAAUCGAUGCAGUCUCACUACAGUGUGCUUUCGCUGUUCCUCCCCGUUUUCACCACCGUGAACGAGCCAGGCCCCUAGAAGUCAGGGCCUGUGGGUUACAAGAAUCCUGGAUCACAAGGCGUUACUAACUUUAAUGAUUUUCUGGGAACAAACAAAUCAGCCAUAUUUUCUCCAUCAGCCAUAUGAGAAAACUCAGAAAUACGUCAAUCCCUUCUGCCUCACUUCACUAUGGAACCAUUUUUGUUGAAAUGGUCUCUUAAAUUGGAGUUGUAAUCAUCAGUUGUCUUUUACUCACUACCUAAUAAAGGAUGAAGCCUAACCUUAGAACUUA